UGUGUUGGUCACACUAUAAUCCUUAUUAGAAUCUGUAACACCAGAGUUUUGUUUAUGCAGUUAAUAACUAUACUUGAAAAUGAGGUUAGAUGUACUGUAAAACUAACACCUACAUUUUAUACACAACUUCAGAACAAGAUCUCACAUUAAUUAGGGCAUACUUUUAGUUUAUGACGGAGGACAUCUUGUACUUUGUGUGCCUCAUAUACUCCAUGGAACAAAAAGAUGUCUUUUAAUUGUCCCUCUGUGGAACAACACACUCUGAAAUAUGUUGCAAAGAUGUGCAGUAUAAACAUCUGAAUUAUUGAUGAACCUUAAUGACUGUCCUCCAAAGGACUAAAGCGUCAGAGAUCUUUUGGGGAGUUCAGUCUGUAAACACAGCUGAGGCGUGCUGUGGUGAACGGGGACAUGUUUGUUGGUUGCAUCAUUUGAGGCCUAGAAAUUACAUUUGUACAUUAUGCACAUUUUCAAUAAAGCCUGAAAAAUGUGGGAUGAAGGGGAAUUAGGGAAGUGAGAAUUUUCCAUAUUUCCCCACUAAUCUAAUGCAGCGAACAUGUUUUUCCUGUUUCCAGUUUUAUAAAUCAUCUUUUAACAUUGUGCUGAUAGUCUCAAGUCAAUCAUUUGUAUGUAUUUGUCGUUUAUAUAAAUUCCUCAUGAGCAUAAAGGAGCUGUCCGCUGUGCUGUGGUGCUGAAAUGCUACACUGAUCUGUCACAGCAUUGAACCUCUUAACAGGUGAAGUGAAUGACAGAUCACCUUAGUAAAAUAUAAUGUUCUUCAGGGAAACCUUUGGUUCUGGCAUUCAUUUGGAUGACACAUCCCGCACAAAAUCUUAUUGCUGACCGUGCACCCCCACCCAAUGGCAACAGCGCUCCUCGAUGGCAUCACCCGCCCCCAGCACAAAAACUGCUGAGGAACAGCUAAAAAAAAUCAUGAUAAAUUGCCCAUGUUGUAGAAUCCCUCCUCUCAACCUAUAGCACCCAAAGAAUCCCGCUAUAAACGUGGUGGUCCAGAGAGAUGGACAAUAUCAACAUGGGUCACAUGAAAUCUAACAAAGGCCAGUAUUGACAUUCAGUAUGCUAAUUAAAGUGUGUUUCAUUUACAUGCUUACAUCUGAACAUACAUUAACAAAUAACUGAAAAAAUUAUCCUCGGACACAGAUUCUUCGUUUAUGAAUAUAGGAUGGAAAAGUACAUAAACAUGCUUUGACCAUAUAUUUAGACAGACUUUUCAUUAUAGUUCUCGACCAGUGUUGGUGAAGCUCUUGAUUUUCUCAUUUAACAGGUUACUCAUGUUUUCUCAUUGUUCAUCUCCACAAUAUGACUGGCAAACACAAAUUCUCUUCUGUCAGUAGCAGAAACCUGGCAUCGCCAUGGAAACAAAGCAUGUGGCUAUUCGUUUUGAUUUAGAAUAAGUAUUUUAAUUUCGCGAAGUCUAAUGACCUGUGGUCUAAAAGGGUUUCAUGUAACCUGCCCUGAGGUCGACGGCGUAGAGUUGUGAGUGACAUUAUUGCACAGCAUAAAACAUAAGUGGCCUUCUUCUGACAAUGUAACUCAGGCCUAAGGUUUAAACCAUUUGUAUUCUAUCCCACAUGCAGUCGAUAUCAGUGGGCAACAAUCUCGUUCUCAUUUACAUUGUUUUCUUUUCCAGCUUAUCAGAAACAAUGAGUCAAAAAUCUUGGAUUCAGAACUUCUUGGCAUCCAUUGUGUCCCCUUACAUCUGUUGUUCCCAUCAGCAAAACUUAUUUCAAGAAAUGCCAGCAGAAUGUGAGUCAUCCUCAUUAAUUUAUUGGUUAAUCUGAUUUGGUUAAUCUGAUUUAAAAAGAUCAUGUUGGGGUUUUCUUAAAGGAACAGACGUAAGGGAGCACUGAUUGAUCCAGAUUGCUGAACGUCUGCAUCCUCAUGUGCCCGGCAAAAUUUUAACAUCAAGAGUGAUGUCUAAUGUGUUUGUUUCCAUCAAACUGAGUGAUACAUAAAGUCUUUAGUGAAAUGAUGUAACCCCAAGAUGAUAAAUAUAAUUCACUAUGUUUCCACAGGGAAAUACAUUUCAAAUGUAACAUUGUUUUUGUAUUUAUUUUUUUUAUUUCAUGAAAUAAAUCAAGCAAUCAAACUUUAUUUAUAGAGCAAUGCUUCGUUAUCUAAUGAAUCCUUUACCUUAUGUAUCAUAGCAAUUGUUUUUGAUAUGUUUACCUUUGUAUAAUUUAUAUGUGGUGUCCAACUCUAAUCUUCAUCCAGCAUGAAUACUUUAUAACAAAUGGGAAUGGAAACACAACUUCCCCAAACUUUUACCCCUUUAAAGUAACUUCCACCAAAGCAGAGUUUUGACUGGUUGUUAAAAUGACGUGUCUGGGGAUGUCAAGACAAAGAUCCUCUAUAUAAAAAAGGCUGUGAUGGGUAGAGGACGAUUCUCUGCUCACACCUGUCUACUAAAACUCCAUUGUCAAACUAAACCAGAGAUAAGUAAGUAAUAAUGUCUCAGACUUACAAUAACUUUAUAGAUUCAAUGUCAAUAUUUCUUCAUAUAUUGUUUAUUGUGAUAUUGUCUAAUCAUGUGUGUUUUGUAACUCAUUUAUUUGGAGCUGUGUUUCAGAUCAUCACAUGUUAAUCUAAGAUAUGCUUAGACACACUUCAAUGUUCAAAACUAUUCAUGAUGUUUAUUAAGGAUCGGUCUGAUGUAUCUUGCCAUGCCUUUACAGACACUGACUGAAGCUGUAGUCAUGAAUGACACAACAGAAGUACACAUAAAGCCAUUUCAGACUUCUGUCACAGCUCUGCUGUCCCUGCUGCCGUGUCUUCUGUUCCUGUACGUGAACAGUGUCAUGGUGUUUGCCUUGCUGAGAAAGCCUCUCUUAUUGGAGUGCUCCAGAUAUAUGCUGUUUGGUCAUUUGCUCUUCACCGAUUCUCUGCAGCUCAUAGUGACUAUGUUGCUGUACAUCUUCGCUGUGACUAUGGUCAAGAUGAUCAGCUAUGUCUGCAUCAUUUUUACGCUGCUUGCUGCCAUCACUGUUAAAAUGUCUCCCCUCAACCUGGCUGUGAUGUCUUUGGAGAGAUACGUUGCCAUUUGUUUCCCACUAAGGCACGCUAACAUAGCCACAUCCCGGACGACGGCUAUAGCCAUCGCUUUUAUGUGGAUAGUGGCCUCUUUGGAAUCAUGCAUACAGUUUUUCCUGUUUGUCAGUCUGGAGAACACAAGCUUCACUGUGAAAAGGGUCUGUACCAGAAGCAGCGUCUACCGCGUACAGGUUUAUAUAACUUUAAACAGAGUCUUCACCAUCAUGUAUUUUGUACUGGUGAGUGUGAUAAUCAUUUACACUUACAUUGCAAUCAUGAUUACCGCGCGGUCAGCUUCUUCUAGUGUGCGCAAUGCCGAUAAAGCUCAUAAGACCGUGCUGUUGCACCUGCUUCAGCUGUGCCUGUGUCUCACCUCCACUCUGUUUAACAUGAUCAACUCCAGUGCUCUGCUGAACCUAAAUCCUGCCAUUGCUAUUCAUAUUCAGUACAUCCUGUUUUUAGGUCUCAUCAUUUUCCCAAAGUGUCUGAGCCCACUCAUAUAUGGCCUCAGAGAUCAAACCUUCAGGCACGUGUUCAAAUAUUACCUUACCUUCGGCCUUAAAACCACUGUGAGGCCAUUUCCUAAGUUUUGAUUUUAUAACUGUGUGCACUUUUUGUUCUUUACUUGUUGUCUGUGUAAUUUUUGAGAUGUCUGAGAUGUUGUCUCUGGUCAGAAUAAAACAUUAUUUUUGUCUGUUACUGGUAAAUACAUACAUACGUUGAUGGACUACUUUUGAGUACAAUGGAGAGUUGUACUGUCCAAACCAUUAUUUAGUGAUCACAAAGACACAAUGCCCUUUUCAUUUUGUGAAGGUCUUCACAAAUUGUUGUUUUUCUAUUUGUUUCAGUGAUAUUUUUGGCUAUGAAACACAGUCUUUAACCACAGUGUGUGCUCAGCAAAUUUGCUGAGGUUCAGUAGUCCACUCUAAGUCACAAUGACAAAUGGUUUUGUGAAAUUUGUGAAAUCAUCCAUGGCAUUUUUAGCAAAACCAAUUAUUUUGAAGCAUUGCUUGUUUUUAUGUUUAGGGGAAACAACAUUUUUUUUAUGUAUUUACUACUAAAACAUUUUAUCAUGUUUUGUUGAUAGCGGUUUCAAACUGAACAAAUAUAUCCUUCUGUAUUACACUUAACACAAAAGAGAUUAACAUAGAUUGUAAUGAUUAAUGUGUGACUGUGUUGCUUAUGUAACUUUAUAUUAUAAAUACAAGUGUUUCUCAUAACUUUUAGUUGUGACCUAGGUAGAAAAAAACAUUCAUUAUCUAACAAGUAAUUUCUAAUUAAAAAUGAAAUUUAUUUGCAGUUUAUUAAAAGCCAUUUUGCCUCAAAUAUGAAGACUCAUCUCUUUACAAACACAUUAUUGUAUCUGUUUUAUUAUUGUACUUUGUGUAAAUAAAUGAAUCCGAGGUCAGACGAAAAAUUAUUUAGCAGUGAAGAGAAGAA
Molecule: messenger RNA, 4488 nt
Organism: Mugil cephalus (flathead mullet)
Lineage: Eukaryota; Metazoa; Chordata; Actinopteri; Mugiliformes; Mugilidae
Product: odorant receptor 131-2-like
Exons: 1
Coding region: 2670-3641 (323 amino acids)
Biological process (GO): G protein-coupled receptor signaling pathway
Cellular component (GO): membrane
Molecular function (GO): G protein-coupled receptor activity
Source: RefSeq, a predicted model, not a curated record